AUGGGCUCUCUCGACACCGCGUUGGCGAUGAAAAUCAAAACAUUCACCUUGGAUGAUAUCCCCAACGCUAUCGCCAUGAACUACGCCGCUUUUCCAGGCGCAGAAUCGCAGAAGAUGAUGCCAGACACGGCCGGGGCCCGGCAGUGGUGGCUCGACGUCUACCGGCACGACUAUGUGAACCGGCGGCAGCACUCACAGUUCGUCAAAGUCGUGGAGACUGUUGGGGGAUCUAUGGUUGCGUACGCUCGCUGGGACCGAGCCAGCCUUGAAGAGCGAGGGCCACGGUAUCCCGCGUGGCAUGCGGAUAUGAAUCACGCAGCGUGCAAUCAGUUCAUAGAACAUUCCGAUGGGACUAGGAAACGGAUCAUGGGGGCGGAUCCGCAUUAUUUUCUGGACACAGUUGUCACGCAUCCGGAUCACCAGGGCAAGGGGGCCGGAUCGAUGCUGGUCAAAUGGGGCUGUGAUCUGGCUGACCAGGAGGGAGUUGCUGCGUAUGUGGAUGCUUCUGAGGAAGGGGCAUCAUUGUACAAGAGAUUUGGAUUUGAAGCUCGCCGUACUCCGGAUAACGAGUAUGCGGUGUUGGUUCGAAAGGCAAGAUCAGUUUGA
Talaromyces rugulosus is the source of this 606-nucleotide messenger RNA. RefSeq lists its product as uncharacterized. The transcript is spliced from 2 exons. The coding region runs from base 1 to 606 and encodes 201 amino acids. Lineage: Eukaryota; Fungi; Ascomycota; Eurotiomycetes; Eurotiales; Trichocomaceae. Gene Ontology annotation, molecular function: acyltransferase activity, transferring groups other than amino-acyl groups. The record is from RefSeq and is a predicted model, not a curated record.